Molecule: messenger RNA, 2082 nt
Organism: Octopus sinensis (East Asian common octopus)
Lineage: Eukaryota; Metazoa; Mollusca; Cephalopoda; Octopoda; Octopodidae
Product: organic cation transporter protein-like
Exons: 11
Coding region: 481-2082 (533 amino acids)
Biological process (GO): transmembrane transport
Molecular function (GO): transmembrane transporter activity
Source: RefSeq, a predicted model, not a curated record
UUUCAGAAAGAGAGAGGGAAGGGGAGGUUAAUAAAGGGAUCGAGUGAGUGGGACUAAGAGAAGAUGGGGGGGUGGAUGUGGAAAGCGUACUUAAAAGUAUUUAGGCGAAGAUACGCAGAGAGACAGACGAUCGGACAGACAGAUGUAAUAAUGAAAGAAAUUAAUGAGGGUUACUGUUGUUGUUUCGUGUUGUUUUGAAUUGACAAUUUGAGCAGUUCGGAGAACAAGUGGAUCAAUCAACUUUAUAGCUCAUACAAUUUAUCAACAUAACACAACAAAACUAAACUAAAGGAAAAGAACGGAGAGGAGGACGAUUCAAAAAUAGGAGAACGGGGGAGAAAGACCUUUAACUAAUCCACAUGCUGUCAGUAUAUAGGUCUCAAUUCGCAGCCGCCACGUCGUAUUCCGUAACAUUUUAUUUCUGACAAAUAGACGGUUUUAUUCCUUUGCCAGCUCGUCUGAUGACUGCCAAAAGAAAAUAUGGAAAAAGAUCAAGAGGCGCAAUUCAAAAUGUGGUCUGCUACAGUCAAUGUGGAUUAUGUUAUGAAUGGGCUUGGAACGAAAGGUUACUUCCACACAUCACAAUUCCUGCUCUGGUGUCUCACAGCACUUGUAGCAUCAGGCAAUCUUAACCUUUACAUCUUCAGCGGCCUUCAAACAAAACACCAAUGUAAAAAUUUGACUCAGGAACAACUCAUCCACCACAACCUCUCGUACAGCCAAGAGGAUAUCAUUUAUGGCGAAUGCACAAUUUCUUCUGACAGUUACCUAGAUUUCAACAAAACGAUACCAUGUGUGAAUGGCUACCAUUAUACAACUCGGGUAGAUAGGUCUAUUGUUUCUAAGUGGGACUUGAUCUGUGACAAGACAGGCUUGGCAGAACUAACGCAGACGUUCUACGUGGUUGGCCAGUUAAUCAGUGGGAUAUGUAGUCCUAUUUUUAUUGAAAAAUUCGGACGGAAGCCAGUUCAUAUUGCAUCGAACAUCAUUCUACUCGGAAUUAACCUGGUCUGUGCGUUCAGUCCUUAUUACUGGAUUUUCGCCCUCAUGAGGCUUCUCAACGGAAUAAUUAAUGAUUGUUCCUUAGUGAGUUGUUUGACUGCUGUGGUGGAACUGUUUCCAAAGGAGAAUCGACUUCUUAUGAAUGGCAUAUUUUCCUUCAUGUGGAGUUUACUAAACGUCGUGCCAGGUGCAGCCGCCUACCUACUGCGAGACUACAGUUGGACCGCUUUGGCCUUUUUUAAUUGCGCCCUUUCAGGAUUUUUCAUUAUAGAAAUCAUGUUCCUGGAAGAGUCCAUUCGUUGGCUGUUUGUGCAUGGAAAAAUGGAGCAGGCCAAGAAAGUUCUGAAGAGAGCAACUCACCAAAACAAGAUUAACUUCGAGCAUAUUUGGAAGAAUUACGUAAUGGAUUGCUGUAAUGAUAAAAACAUAGAUAAAAAUAAUGAAUGCACGGAGUCAAAUAGCACUAGCAACAGAGACGUCCACAUUGAGGAUACCGUACAACAUUCAAACAGCGAUGUUGACAAUAAGCAACAACAGCAGCCCAGUGCCACAACCCCAGAAAAGAAAUCAGGAGUCUGGAUUCAACUAAGUGACAUUUUCAAGAUACCAUAUUUAAGAAAAAUUUCAAUUGUAAUCAUAAUCGUAUGGAUUGUAGAUGCUGCAUCAUACAAUGGUCUUUACUUAUUAUCCGAAGCGUUGGGCGGGAGUAUCUACUUCAACUUCACAAUUAUGGCCCUUGCUGAAGCAUCCGCUGCAUUGCUAUAUGCCGGCGCACUAACAAGAUUUGGGCACAAAAUAUCACUGGGUUUUUCAAAAUUAUUCGGUGGUGUUUGUCUUAUGGUUGCAGCAUUCAUAAAACUGUUUGGUAAAGCAAACAAGAUAAAUGAAAAUGCAUUUGUAGGUCUCAAUCUGGCAGCCAUGUUUGGUGUUGGUGCUGGCUAUGGAGGCAAUUAUAUUUAUACACCAGAAUUAUACCCGACUUCGAUGAGGAGCGUUGGAUUAGGUAUGGCUUCUUCCUCAGCUCGAGUUGUUGUCAUGGGAGUCCCGUUCCUGAGACUGCUGGAGAUUGAAGCUAUCUGA